This is a messenger RNA of Aspergillus versicolor CBS 583.65, 762 nucleotides long. Its product is annotated as WSC domain-containing protein. Bases 180 to 491 code for a protein of 103 amino acids. The transcript has a single exon. Lineage: Eukaryota; Fungi; Ascomycota; Eurotiomycetes; Eurotiales; Aspergillaceae. The record is from RefSeq and is a predicted model, not a curated record.
UGAAUUUUCAUAUUGUUUCCUCUCGACAAAUGACGGACGAUGAAUGGCGGAGUAUGCUUCCAGUGAGCAGGCUGAAGCCUUGAAGAUCGCCCCACAGCUCUCGUGUGUCUUUGUCUCACUUUCGUCACAGCAAAGCCUGACAGCAUCAUCAACCCAGCCGGAGUAUACAGAUCUAUAAAAUGCCUCUUUUGAAAUAUACCAUCACAUUCCUCGCAUCGACAGUAACAGCCACCAACGCCCUUCGAUACCUGGGCUGCUACGACUCCAACGAACUAGACAACAUAGGCCAAUCGCCAUUCCAGAGCGUUGGACUCUGCAGGAUGAACUGCAUGCGGCGCGGUGAUACGAUCAUGGGCCUCCGGAACGGCACCGAAUGCUGGUGCGGCCUUGAUUAUCCUAGCUGGCAGGAUGAGCUAGACCCCGGAGCAUGCAACUUGCCUUGUGGUGGAUAUCCGCAUGAUAUUUGUGAGUUUCCGCUUUUACGGCCUUGAAAAAAAAGGUAUUGAUCAGUUCAUUGCAUGGUAGGUGGUGGCCACGGUGCGCUUAGUUGCUAUGGAAUUGAACGAGAGGCGACAGCAUCUUCGCUUACUAUGGCUCCCACGAUUUUGCCAACGCUGCGUGUUGGGUGCAAUUAGAGAUUGUGAGACUGGGGAAUAGAUAUAGAAUUACUCUAUUCCUUAUAUAGAUGCCAUGCUGAAGCUAGGACCAUAGAAUACGGUAUGAGAGCACGUCACUAGAGCCGUUGGAAUAAUAUAUACUGUG